CCACACCUGUCCCCGGUCCCCGCGGCGCUCGGGGCCAUGGCGGGCCUGGGCCCCGGCGGGGGCGACGCCGAGGGGGGCCCCCGGCCGCUGUUCUGCAGGAAGGGGGCCCUGAGGCAGAAGGUGGUGCACGAGGUCAAGAGCCACAAGUUCACCGCCCGCUUCUUCAAGCAGCCGACCUUCUGCAGCCACUGCACCGACUUCAUCUGGGGCAUCGGGAAGCAGGGCCUGCAAUGUCAAGUCUGCAGCUUCGUGGUGCACCGCCGAUGCCACGAGUUCGUGACCUUCGAGUGCCCAGGCGCCGGGAAGGGCCCCCAGACGGACGACCCCCGGAACAAGCACAAGUUCCGCCUGCACAGCUACAGCAGCCCCACCUUCUGCGACCACUGCGGCUCCCUGCUGUACGGGCUGGUGCACCAGGGCAUGAAGUGCUCCUGCUGCGAGAUGAACGUGCACCGGCGCUGUGUGCGCAGCGUGCCCUCGCUGUGCGGCGUGGACCACACGGAGCGCCGCGGCCGCCUGCAGCUGGAGAUCCGCGCUCCCACGGCCGACGAGAUCCACAUCACGGUCGGUGAGGCCCGGAACCUCAUCCCCAUGGACCCCAACGGGCUGUCGGACCCCUACGUGAAGCUGAAGCUCAUUCCAGACCCGCGGAACCUGACCAAGCAGAAGACCCGGACGGUGAAGGCCACGCUGAACCCCGUGUGGAACGAGACCUUCGUGUUCAACCUGAAGCCGGGCGACGUGGAGCGCAGGCUCAGCGUGGAGGUGUGGGACUGGGACCGGACCUCGCGCAACGACUUCAUGGGCGCCAUGUCCUUCGGGGUGUCCGAGCUGCUGAAGGCGCCGGUGGACGGCUGGUACAAGCUGCUGAAUCAGGAGGAGGGCGAGUAUUACAACGUGCCCGUGGCCGAUGCUGACAACUGCAGCCUCCUGCAGAAGUUCGAGGCCUGUAACUACCCCCUGGAGCUCUAUGAGCGCGUGCGCAUGGGUCCUUCCUCCUCCCCCAUCCCCUCCCCCUCCCCCAGCCCCACCGACUCCAAGCGCUGCUUCUUCGGGGCCGGCCCGGGGCGCCUGCACAUCUCCGACUUCAGUUUCCUCAUGGUCCUGGGAAAAGGCAGCUUCGGGAAGGUGAUGCUGGCGGAGCGGAGGGGCUCCGAGGAGCUCUACGCCAUCAAGAUCCUGAAGAAGGACGUCAUCGUGCAGGAUGACGACGUGGACUGCACGCUGGUGGAGAAGCGUGUGCUGGCGCUGGGCGGCCGGGGCCCGGGGGGCCGGCCCCACUUCCUCACCCAGCUCCACUCCACCUUCCAGACCCCGGACCGCCUGUAUUUUGUGAUGGAGUAUGUCACCGGGGGCGACCUGAUGUACCACAUCCAGCAGCUGGGCAAGUUUAAGGAGCCCCACGCCGCGUUCUACGCGGCAGAGAUCGCCAUCGGUCUCUUCUUCCUCCACAACCAGGGCAUCAUCUACCGGGACCUGAAGCUGGACAACGUGAUGCUGGACGCCGAGGGGCACAUCAAGAUCACCGACUUCGGCAUGUGCAAGGAGAACGUCUUCCCCGGGAACACGACCCGCACCUUCUGCGGGACCCCUGACUACAUCGCCCCCGAGAUCAUUGCCUACCAGCCCUACGGGAAGUCUGUCGACUGGUGGUCCUUCGGGGUCCUGCUGUAUGAGAUGCUGGCGGGACAGCCCCCUUUUGACGGCGAGGACGAGGAGGAGCUGUUCCAGGCCAUCAUGGAGCAGACCGUCACCUACCCCAAGUCGCUCUCCCGGGAAGCCGUGGCCAUCUGCAAGGGGUUCCUCACCAAGCACCCCGCCAAACGCCUGGGCUCCGGGCCCGACGGGGAGCCCACCAUCCGCGCCCACGGCUUCUUCCGCUGGAUCGACUGGGAGCGGCUGGAGAGGCUGGAGAUCCCGCCCCCGUUCCGGCCCCGCCCGUGCGGCCGCAGCGGCGAGAACUUCGACAAGUUCUUCACGCGCGCGGCGCCCGCGCUGACCCCGCCGGACCGCCUGGUCCUGGCCAGCAUCGACCAGGCCGACUUCGAAGGCUUCACCUUUGUGAACCCCGACUUCGUCCACCCGGACACCCGCAGCCCCGUCAGCCCCGUGGCGGCGGCGCCGGUGCCGGUCCUGUAAUCCCGCCCUCCGCCGCUAGGUGUCCCCACGGCCCCCUCCGCCGCCGCGCCAGCCUCGGCCCGACCUCCCGCCGCCUCCCGAAGCCCAGAUCCCAGACUCCCCUCUGCUCCCCAGCCCCCCCCCCCCCGGCCCCUCGGGGCUCCUGGUGCGCUAGGCUGCCCCUCGCAAGCGUCCCUGGCGUUCCCCACGCCACUCAGGUGCCGCUGCGCUGAACCCCAGAUUCUGGACUCCGUCCCCCCAGGUUCCAGAACCCCACCCCCACCCCCACCCCUACCCGCACCCCAUGGGGCUCUAGACCCCGACUCGGUAGAAUGUCUGCCUCCUUCUCCCUUUUUGUUCUUUUUUCAUUCUGGGAAAUAGUCUCAUGGGGUGGGGGCUGCUCCAGACUCGGGUUCCAGGACAAACCACCCCCCCACCUCCGAGGCCCCGCCCCCUGUCCCCCUGCCCCCCAAUUCUGGAGUCCAUGAGAGGCUGUGCCCCCAGCUCCAGCGCCCUCUCCCACGCCCCGGGGAUGCCUGGGGGGUGCGGGGAGCCUUUCCCCAGCUGUUCUCCAUCAGCUUUCGUUCUAGACUCCCCCCUCCUAACCCAGCCCAGCCCCCCGUACCCCCUCUUCCUCCCCCCGCCCCCCGCCUGCCAGGUGCAUGGCUCCAGCCCUGCUCGGAACCCCGCCCCCACCCCAGCCUGCCACCCUCGGGGACUUCCCCAGCUCCUCUCCUCUCCCCUCUCUGCCGCUCCCAUCUGGCCGCAGCUGCCGGAGAAUAAAUUUGGGAUGCUG
Molecule: messenger RNA, 2914 nt
Organism: Pipistrellus kuhlii (Kuhl's pipistrelle)
Lineage: Eukaryota; Metazoa; Chordata; Mammalia; Chiroptera; Vespertilionidae
Gene: PRKCG
Product: protein kinase C gamma
Exons: 18
Coding region: 37-2139 (700 amino acids)
Biological process (GO): protein phosphorylation
Molecular function (GO): ATP binding; zinc ion binding; diacylglycerol-dependent serine/threonine kinase activity
Source: RefSeq, a predicted model, not a curated record